Molecule: messenger RNA, 2602 nt
Organism: Periconia digitata
Lineage: Eukaryota; Fungi; Ascomycota; Dothideomycetes; Pleosporales; Periconiaceae
Source: the annotation of a GenBank genome assembly
CACAGACACUUCGCCAUGGAGUCCAUUUCGCGCAUCACCAAUUUCAUUGACACGGCUCGCGAUCUCACCCUCGAAGCCGCUCGCGAUGCCAGCAACGCCCGCAGAGGACCGACCCGCGUGCUGCCCUCGGGCCAGCUUAAGAAACUCCUCGAUAGUCGCUCCGAACGCGAUGUCCUCGAAGGCUUGCGAAGAGUCGUGACGAUGUCCUACAGGCAACCUCCCUCGCAGACCCUUCCGUUCUUCACCCACGUCAUCAAGAAUAUUGCCUCGCCGUCUCUGCCUAUCAAGAAGCUGGUAUACAUAUAUCUCCUCCAGCAUGCUGAACACGAGCCAGACACCGCCCUGCUUUCCAUCAACACGAUACAAAAGUCGCUUACCGACAAAAAUCCUCAAUUACGCGCUCUUGCUCUGCGAGUCAUGUCCGGUAUCCGUGUGCCAGUCAUUAGUCAGAUCGUGAGCUUGGGCAUCAAGAGAGGCGUGGGAGACAUGUCUCCGCAUGUUCGGCGAGCGGCAGCGCUCGCCAUACCGAAAUGCUACAGACUAGACCCGAGCACGGAGCCUCAGCUGCUAGACUAUCUCUCAACUUUACUUGGAGACAAGCAAUAUUUUGUUACAGGAGCAGCUGUCGCCGCAUUCUUGGACUUGUGUCCAGAUCGCUUGGACCUCAUUCACACUCAUUAUCGAUCACUUGUCCGCAAACUUGUCGACAUGGACGAAUGGGGGCAGUUGGCUACUUUACGUUUGAUGAUGGUCUAUGUUCGGAAAUGUUUUCCUAGGCGAACGAAGAAGGUCAGGAGGGCCAAGUUGACUAAUAACGGCAAUACGAAAUCUCGGGGGACAAAAGGAUUCUACGAUACCGAGAGUGAAUCCGAAGAGGUGGAUGUUGACGACUGGGAAGAAACCGUGGUUCUGGACUCUGACCUUGAACUCCUGCUCAAGUCGUGUCUGCCCUUGUUGCAAUCAAAGAAUUCAGCUGUUGUCAUAGCUGUGGCGCGAACGUAUCUAUAUCUCGGUACUCCGGAUUAUCUUUCGCUCGCCAUCGGCCCUCUGAUUUCGCUUCUGCGCACUUCUGGUGACAUACAACAUAUUGCGCUUUACAACGUUGUUCAGGUCUGCCUCUCGCACCCAAAGCCCUUUGUAAACUACUAUACCCAUUUCCUAGUGCGAUCGACAGAUGCACCGCAUAUAUGGCGCCUAAAAUUAGAGCUUCUUACUCUUAUCUUUCCACAUGCCCAGCCCCGACUACAAAGUCUGAUUCUCGCCGAAUUAAGCCACUUCUCACACUCCGGGAGCCUGGAUCCAGGGCUCGUCAAGGAGGCUGUGCGAGCCAUUGGACGCUGUUCUCAAACUACAAACCCAAAAACCUCAGCACGGUGCUUGAAACUGCUUCUGGCUCACAUAGGCUCUGCGGACGCACAUCUGGUUGCAGAGUCCCUAGAAGUCAUCCGACACCUAAUCCAACGCGACCCAGAUAGCCACCGAACGACAGUCAUAAGGCUCGCAAAACAUCUGGAUGCGGCGACUAGCCCGCAAGCUCGUGCGAGUAUCAUUUGGCUUGUGGGUGAGUUUGCUGGUCUGGAUCCGGAAAAUAACAUUGCUGCAGAUGUCUUGCGAAUCCUCAUCAAAGGAUUCGCAGACGAGGCAGAAGCCGCAAAACUUCAGAUCGUGCUGCUAGCAGCCAAAGUCUACGUACACCACCUGAACGCGAACCCCCCACCUUCCCCACCAAAAGCAUCGAUUUCACCAUCACAAUCUAGAACCUCGAUCCUUGAUGAUUUACAGGAAGAAGGCGGGUUUCGGGACUCACACUUAGAUUCCUCACUGCAGUCACCCCCCGCGCCAUUGCCAGAGAAAGAGAACCCUCAUCCCAUCGAAGCGCUCUGGAACUACACCCUCCUUUUGACCCGCUACGACACAUCCUACGACCUUCGCGACCGUGCCCGCGUCUACAAAUCUCUCCUUUCGACCCCGUCUUCGACCCAGCUAGCUUCGCUCCUCCUCCUGGCGCCGAAGCCUGUCCCACAGACGCCGAGUCCCAGCGAGACGCGCAAGAACUACGCACUUGGCAGCGCGAGUCUGGUCAUCGGCGACGAGGGCGGGGUCGGUGGCCUGAAAGGAUACGAUGGCAUCCCUCCGUGGGUCAAAGAGGGUAAACAGCCCGAUCCGGCGCUAAGAAACGACGUGAGCGCCUCUUCUUCCUCGGCACAAUCAGCAUAUGAUGCUGGGAGGACGGUGAGUGCGGCUGAACGACUGGAUUCGGCGGCGGGCGGGAGUGCCCGAUCGGGUUCUCCUGCGACGCCGCUCAAUGGCGAUGGGUACGCUGUUCCUAGCAACGGCGGUGGUGGAAAAGAGAAGGAGAAGACACUGGAUGAGUGGUUAGCGUCGGAGAGCGAGAGCGAGGAAGAGGAGACUGAUGAUGACGAGGAAGAAGAUGACGAGGAUGAAGACGAAGAAGAUAGUUCGGAGUAUGAGACUGACAGCGAGGACGAGGGGGAGAGUGGUAGAUUGAUGAAGUAAUCCAACACUCUUCUGACUCCAAGCCAAUCUUGCAAUGCUACGUCUUUGCGCUUGGGUUGGACUCAAUGAAUGCAUUUGUUUAGUU